Hypomesus transpacificus is the source of this 874-nucleotide messenger RNA. RefSeq names its product guanine nucleotide-binding protein G(I)/G(S)/G(O) subunit gamma-12-like. The record is from RefSeq and is a predicted model, not a curated record. Bases 509 to 727 code for a protein of 72 amino acids. Lineage: Eukaryota; Metazoa; Chordata; Actinopteri; Osmeriformes; Osmeridae. Gene Ontology annotation, molecular function: G-protein beta-subunit binding. Gene Ontology annotation, biological process: G protein-coupled receptor signaling pathway. The transcript has 2 exons. Gene Ontology annotation, cellular component: heterotrimeric G-protein complex.
AGUUCUUCUUUCCGAUAUGCACACCCUUAGUUCUAAAAGUUAGUUUUAUUUUCUCAGCAUCAAACGUAUGUAGGUGUAGCCUACUUAAUUCCAUCUCCCACAAUUUCCUUUUAUCCAGUCUGAUGGUGAGGGAUGCGUGUGAUGUAGCUGUGACAUUUCCCAGACCUGUGCAUGUGACCUUUACUCCUGACACACUUCACAUAAGCUUUUGAAGUGGCCUCUGCAGAGUCCACAGAGCAGAGGAAGAGAGGAGAGGUUAAAAAGGAGGCCAGACCCCACACUCAGUCAGAAAUGAACAUCAAGCUUCAUGCAUUAGGUUCCAAUACAUAUUUCUCUUCGAUAUACAUAUAGUACUUUGUUUGGCACUUGGAAUAAACGGUAUAUGGGACAUGUGCAUUUUCUCUUUGGGGGAUAAUGGUCUGAUUUAUCUUCCUUUAUCUACAUUUGGGGAGAGAAAAGAAACAAAUAAUUUGACCUCCACCAGGGCUUGUGUCUUCUGCUGAAGAGAAUGUCAGGGAAGGUGUGCAGCAGCAACAGCGUGUUACAGGCACGGAAGGCUGUAGAACAACUACGAGUGGAAGCUAGCAUAGAUCGAAUUAAGAUUUCACUGGCAGCUGCAGAGCUAGUGCAGUAUUGUCAAGAACACAAACGAAGUGACCCUCUCCUCACCGGCAUCGCUGCCUCCUCCAACCCCUUCAAGGACAAGAAGACCUGUGUGUUGUUGUAGACCCUCGCCACUCUAGACACUGAUGCCUAGGUUACAGAUUUACACUUCAUUGGUCAUCUAAAUGGUUACAAUUCUGCUGUGGACUGCUCUCCAUUCUCUCUAGAUAUGUAGCAUAGUGUCUUGACAUGUCAGGUUUGGACACAGCAG